Messenger RNA from Dothidotthia symphoricarpi CBS 119687, 850 nucleotides. Its product is annotated as ribosomal protein S26e. The transcript has 5 exons. Gene Ontology annotation, molecular function: mRNA binding; structural constituent of ribosome. Lineage: Eukaryota; Fungi; Ascomycota; Dothideomycetes; Pleosporales; Dothidotthiaceae. Gene Ontology annotation, cellular component: ribosome; cytosolic small ribosomal subunit. Gene Ontology annotation, biological process: translation. The record is from RefSeq and is a predicted model, not a curated record. Bases 311 to 679 code for a protein of 122 amino acids.
GUGUGGAAUGAGGCUGGGUGUGCGUAAAGGGCAGAGCAGAGCAGCAAGAGAUGGGCACGAUGCGUCUAUGAUUUGUCACAGCUGUCAAACCACGGCAACCCGACAAAGUGCGCAACACCCGAGCUGCUGGGCUGUUGAGGGGUCGCGUGCCAAGCGAUAAGAUAAGAUCUGGCGAAUUCUCGGAGCUCGCUAGGCCCUCCACACCUGGCAUCGAAUUUCGCACUGCAAGCUGCGUCACGCAACGAACGAACACUCCCACGACAACACCCUUUGCUGACUUCUAGGUUUAACAUCUUCGAAUCAGCCCAUCAUGGUCAAGAAGCGAGCGUCCAACGGCCGUAACAAGAAGGGUCGCGGCCACGUCAAGCCCAUCCGUUGCUCCAACUGCUCCCGAUGCACCCCCAAGGACAAGGCGAUAAAGAGAUUCACCAUCCGCAACAUGGUCGAGUCUGCCGCUAUCCGUGAUAUCUCGGAUGCGUCCGUCUUCCCCGAGUACACCGUUCCCAAGAUGUACUUGAAGCUCCAGUACUGCGUCUCCUGCGCCAUCCACGGAAAGAUCGUGCGUGUCCGCUCGGUCGUCGGUCGCCGCAACCGUGCCCCUCCCCCACGUGUCAGGUACAACAAGGACGGAAAGAAGAUCAACCCCAACCAGGCCGCUGCUAAGACCACGACUGCAUAGAGGAUUGAUGGGUUCGGGAAGUGAUUGAUCAUGGCGCUUGGUAUGGGUCUCACGGUUCUUUCGGAAUCUCGUACGGCUGAAAUGCAUGAAUCCACGAAAGAUUAUGCAGGCCAAUGUGAUGAUUCAUGGUGGCAAGCUUGCUCGGAAUGGAAUGCUGCGGGCACCAGGGGC